AUGGGUGAGCGAAAUACGUUUAUCCUACAUAUAUCAACCCGGUUGAUCAUCUUCCUGAUGCUGGCGACCGCCGGAACCGGGCUGAACCGGCUCGGUUCGGUGCAAGCGAUAGCGGUUACGACAACGGACGAAAUGCUAGAAUCGACGCACACAACUCUCCCGGUCGAUGUACCGGAAACCGAAGCGGACGAACCGAUGAGCGUGGUAAGUGAAAAAUCCGACCUCUCCGAGGCGGAAACGAAGGAUCCUAAGAAGCUAGAAAUUAUCAAACAAAUUCGGAAGAUUAACAACGAUGGGUCGUAUACUGUGGGCUAUGAAGCGGAGGAUGGGACGUUUAAGAUCGAGAGUCGUGACGUCUUGGGUAAUAUCAAAGGAACCUAUGGAUAUAUUGACGAAAAUGGUGACAUUCAGCGGGUGUCGUAUAACGCACAUAAUAGCACGGGAAUCAAGGGAACCCAACCGGCACCUGUCACGGAAGAUGUCGUUCACAUUCCACCGAAGUUCAACAGAAGCCACAUCGGAGCUCCGACGACUCGACGACCUGCGUCGUACCAUUCAACCUCCACCGUCACACCUCAGCGGACCAGCGUUAUUCAGACCAUCCCACGCAAGCGACCACAUCCGACUUCCACAACGGAACGACCUGCCAUGACGCGAAUGACGGAAACUUCCACUUCCUCUUCAGAAGCAACCAUGGCCUCCAGCCAAAGUUCGUCGGUUCAAACACCCAAACCGUUGCUGAUCAUCCGUCCAACUCCCUUACCGCUGAUGGCGAAAACAAUCGAACAACUUGCACGACCUGAGAAACUCGAGAGUAGCGAUCACAUCACACGGAUCUACUCGAAAUCCGUAACGCCAAGACAGCGCGAGCUGGAGAGAAAACCUCUGCGAGGUAAUUUUCUGCGAAGACAACUGCCCCAAGAUUCGGGAGAACAGUACGAGGCUCAGCAGCAGAUCGUUUAUGGACAAUCCGCUGGGGAAGAGAUUGCCAACCUGUUUUCAGCGACCCCACCUGGCCUGAGGCCGAUCUACACGACAACACCGGUUCCUCGAAUUCCCGUGGCAGUGCUGGCGGCUCGACAGCGCGCUGCGCAACUUCAGAAUCUUUUAACCAGUGAACGACCGGAGACUACAACCGAGCGAGUGUAUGCUAAACCCCCCCGUAAGCAGCAAGAACCUGCUCCGGUGAUGUACGAACCAGCUACGGAGCCUACCUCGGAGAAUAGUUACGUAACCGAUACGCCUGGAUCUGCUGUGCAGAUCCCGGCUAAUUCGAACCGUGAAGUGACCGAGACAGCUGAAGACGAACGACGGGUUUAUCGGCAGAGACCGAUAGAAUUUCGACCGCGUGAAAGUUACCGAUAUUUACCGGCUCAAGAUCGUCCCGAGCGAUAUCGCGUACCACUGGGUGUUCCUCCUCAUGCCCGCGGGUUUCCUGCCGCUGAGGCUUCCUUCUAUCGGGAUCCAUCCGGUCGUGGACCGGUACCUAUCAACCCAGAGAACUACCCUUCGGACGACGAAGACAACAGCAUAGCUUACCGGCAACAACGAAGACCACAAGGUCCGCCACCACCACCGCACUACAUUCAGAAUCAACAGGAAGCACCAACCGCUAACAGUGUUCCCAACGCACACAGUUACCCGCAACAAUCGUACCCGGUACCGUACUCCUACAACCCUUACCGCAACCCUUACCAGGCCCCAGUAAGUCCAUACUACGACUUCCCGGAACGUCCUCUAACAACCAGGGACUUCGAACGAAUCCUCCAACUGCUAAUCUAUCGUCAUCAGCAAGUACAACAACUUCAAGCAUACCGUUUCGGAGGCUACACCAAUCCCUACUACGGUGGUCCAUCCUUAGCACCACCAUUCAUUCCCGGUCCCUUCGGAGCCGCCGGAGGCGGCUAUCCAGCGCAAAUCCCACGACCACCGUUUUUCAACGGCGGAGCCGGCUACUUCGAUCCACGCUAUCAAAACCCGUUGUACAGUCCUUCGACGGGAACCCGUCAGUAUUCUGCAGCAGCCGGACAACAGCAAGCCGCAGCCGAGUACCCCGGUCCGGAACAGCAAGGCUACCAGCUACAACGACGUCGCCAGCAGCCACAACCACAACAGCAUCAGCCUCAGUUCGCACCACGAAUCGAUCACCAUCAGGAUCACCAUUACCAGGGCACUCAACCGGAGCUGAUUCCACCGGAGGUGCGGGAAGAUCUGCUCUACCGAAUGCUGAUGCUGGCGAUUCAGCAGGAUCCGUCGACGUCGUUCCUUGUCGGUGGUGCUGCUGCUGGUGGCGGUGGCGCUGUUGGUGUACCGGGUGUGGGCAGCGGCUUCUCGACGGGACUCGUCCCUGCCGGAUCGGUGCCACGGCCGCAGACCACGUCCGCCACGUCGCCCGGCUACAGCAAGAAACCGGUGCGGAGUGUGCAGAUCCUAGGCGAGGAGUGA
Molecule: messenger RNA, 2445 nt
Organism: Sabethes cyaneus
Lineage: Eukaryota; Metazoa; Arthropoda; Insecta; Diptera; Culicidae
Exons: 2
Coding region: 1-2445 (814 amino acids)
Source: RefSeq, a predicted model, not a curated record